Aquila chrysaetos chrysaetos is the source of this 2526-nucleotide messenger RNA. Its product is annotated as ficolin-2-like. The coding region runs from base 50 to 1018 and encodes 322 amino acids. The transcript is spliced from 9 exons. Lineage: Eukaryota; Metazoa; Chordata; Aves; Accipitriformes; Accipitridae. The record is from RefSeq and is a predicted model, not a curated record.
GGGACGUGGAUGAGGGGAGCUCUGCAGAGAGUGGAGAGCAGUGCCGGCCAUGGGAAGGGCAGCCCCAACCCUCUUGGCUCUGAUCAGCCUAGCAGCGACUAUUUGUGAUGCCCAGGACACCUGCCCAGAGGUGAGAAUAGUGGGACUGGGUGAUGCUGACCGGCUCGCCAUUCUCCAAGGAUGCCCAGGGAUCCCAGGUGCUUCCGGCCCAAAAGGAGAACCAGGCCUCCCAGGAACAAAAGGAGAAAUGGGAGCCCAGGGACUCCCUGGGAAAGCAGGACCACCUGGUGCAAAAGGAGCAGCUAGAGAGCCUGGCUUCCCAGGACCAAAAGGAAUGAAAGGAGAGCCUGUAUUUCCAGAAACAUGGGAAGCCAGGAACUGCCAAGAGCUGUUGAGUAAAGGGAAGAUCCUGAGCGGCUGGUACACCAUCUACCCCCAAGGCUGCAACACUACCACCGUCUUCUGUGACAUGGACACAGAUGGUGGAGGAUGGAUUGUGAGUAGGGUUUUCCAGAGGAGCUGGGAUGGGUCAGUGAACUUCUUGCGAGAUUGGGAUUCAUACAAACGAGGCUUUGGCAACCAGCUGACAGAGUUCUGGCUGGGGAAUGACAACAUCCACUUCCUCACCUCGCUGGGACCCUGUGAACUCCGCAUUGACCUGAGAGACUUUGAAAACAACUACUAUUUUGCCAAGUAUGCGUCAUUCAGAGUCUUAGGAGAGUCUGAGAAAUACAAACUCGUUCUAGGAGACUUCCUUGGUGGAAAUGCCGGAGACUCCUUAUCAUACCACAAGGACAUGCCAUUUUCAACAACAGACCAGGACAACGACAUGAGCUCCUUUAACUGUGCCACAGAAUACAAGGGAGCGUGGUGGUACAACGACUGCCAUUACUCCAACCUGAAUGGGAUGUACUGGUUGGGCGUUCACGGGAGCUACGCUGAUGGCAUAAACUGGAAGACGGGCAAAGAAUAUCAUUACUCCCAUAAGCGAACGGAAAUGAAAUUCAGGCCAGUUUAACAUGGCAAGAGGAUGCACCAACAGGUGCCACUCUACAGCCAAGAGAAGACACAAAAUGUUGUUUGAGAGCAAAAUUGGACCAGGAAGGAUAUUACAGGUUGUGCCUUCAGCCUAGAGUAGAGACCAGAAGAGAUCAGUGCUGGUUUGAGUCCCUGUAAGCACCAGAUUCUCACCCUGGACUAUCUCAAGCAGCUCCACAGAUGCUGACUGAACCCAAGCAUCUUUUUUCUGAAAAGUGCAUUAUCUCGGUCAUGAUGGUGAGGCUACUGCAUCUCAGUAAAGCUCUCAGAUAUUAUUACCCUAACUGGCAAUUACUAGUAAUUUUCAGUCUAAUCCAUGUAUAUGAAGCCUCCAAUGUUCUUGCAGCCUCCUUUUCUUUUGGACCCAAAAGCCAUCUGAAAGGCAUUGAAUUCCCACCCCACCCCCCCCCACCCCGCUCUCCCCACAGGCUGUGCUGGAGCCACAAUGUAGACCAGCAUGGAAAGGACUGAGCUUCCAGCACAAGGCUGUCAGCACUGCCACCUCGGUCCUUCCCUCCCCACUGCCUCACAUAACACAUGCUCCAGGACCUCAGGUCCUGGAACCACAGUAGCAUUGCCCAGCACUUCCCACCAUGAUACAGCUGCAGAUAUGCCCAGAGCCAGCUUCAGCCACUCUUCCAGAGCAUGUUUCUAGAUCUCAUUCUUUAGCCGCUAUGGACCAAGAGCUGGAUACAAAAUAGUCUGUCCAGCAACAUGUGUGGUACCAAGACACUACAGUAGUCCCAAGUCAAGCCUUGCACAAGUGGACAUUAUGUGAAUUACCAGCAGGUGCCAGUACCUUCCAUUUCACCUUGUUUCCAGUAGCAUUUGAAGAUGGGCUAUCUGCUGACGUAUGGAAGUAGUUCAUCAAGUUCAUAUGAAGUUGUAUUUGACUAUUAGCAUAACUGGUUAAAGGGUCUCUACUUCCUGGACUCCUCCCCACAGCUGAUGAAGGGCAGGAGAGCCUAGUGCUAACUGCAGGAUCAGUGGAAGCAGAGUAUUUAUUUGUGUUAUAUUCCUAACAGUCCCAGGUUUAUCACAUUACUUAUUGUACAGAUGUGUGGCAAGGGCAGCUCCGGCCCUACAACACUCAAUCCAAACCUUGUAGGUGAGAAAAGCAAAGGGACCACUCACCCAGUACACCACAGCAGAUCAACAAUGUGCUAGGAAAUAAACCUGAGGUGUUCCACCUCCCUAUUCACUAGGUCCUGUCCCUGCUCACUUCUUCUUUUCAGGUACAUGAGAAAGUGCGUGUCUGAGCAGAGAGGCACACACUGGAAGUCCCAUAGUCACUUCUCCUUCUCCAGGAGCUUUGUUUUGUUCUUUUCUUACUCCCAGAUUGAUGUGCCCCCAGCAGGAGCAUGAGCAAGGUCCCACAGCAUCCAGCUGUGUCUCACCCAAUCAGCUGCUGAUGCUGUUGUCCACAGGUAGCUUCUGAGAGGCCUAAACUGCUGCCACAGACAGCUCUGCAGAAGCACAGUCAACUUU